AUGUCUGCGAUCUCCGUCAAAAACUUGACCUACUCCCACAAACCCGGCAUAUCUCCCUCAUUAACUGAUAUAGAUCUUGAUUUACCGCCAGGGUCACGCACUAUACUCAUUGGUGCAAAUGGAGCCGGGAAAUCCACUCUUCUACAGAUUUUGGCUGGCAAGAGAUUGGUCUCAGCGCCAGGAGCAGAUAUCCGCGUCCAAGGCAAGGAUGUCUUCCGUGAAUACCUCCACGGUGUCACUUUCCUCGGCACCGAAUGGGCUAUGAACCCGGUCGUGCGCGGUGACAUCGUGGUGGCUUCAUUCCUCGACUCUGUGGGCGGCUGGAGGUACAAGGAACGCAGGGACGAGCUGCUGGAUAUUCUCGAUGUCGACUUGGACUGGCACAUGCAUCAGAUAUCGGAUGGAGAACGACGUCGUGUGCAGCUCGUCAUGGGUUUAAUGCAACCCUGGGAUGUCCUGCUUCUGGAUGAGGUUACUGUGGACCUUGAUGUCCUAGUCCGCGAUGACCUACUAUCAUUCCUCCAAGCCGACAGUGAGAAACGGAAUGCCACCAUCAUUUAUGCAACUCAUAUAUAUGAUGGGUUGAACAACUUCCCGACUCACAUUGCCCAUAUGCGCUUCGGGAAGAUGGUCACUCCUCCUACCUCAUGGCCGCCAUCCGCGUCUGACGCGCACGCCGUUGACAUUACCUCGAAACUCGGACCCAAUCCGCUGUUGUACCACACGGCGUUGCAGUGGCUGAAGGAAGAUCGAGAACACCGCCGCGAGCUGGAGGCCCAAGGUAGGAAGACUCGAGGUGCACGCAGAAAUGAGACUGUACCGUCAGAUUCGGAGACGUUCUAUAGAAAAUACGACUAUAGUCAUUAACCGCUAAUAACAGCGGGGGCGAUCCUCCCCAGGAAUGCCCAGUCUCAACACCACAUCGCGAUGCCCCGAGGCCCCCUUAAUGAGUUUCAACACCAUCAUACUGGCUCAACGCUACCCACCGGAUGUAUCAACACUGUCGUCAUUACUUGUUUCCAACACCGUCUAUUCUGUAUCUUGAUGUAGCGUAUCGUUGUUGCCGUCACAGAAGCAUUCACCUGCACCCUCAAGCUUGUAUGUAGAAUAUCUGUCCCGAUCGAACCUCCGCACUAAAAAUCAGAGACUUAGUCCAA
Messenger RNA from Gloeophyllum trabeum ATCC 11539, 1157 nucleotides. RefSeq names its product P-loop containing nucleoside triphosphate hydrolase protein. Gene Ontology annotation, molecular function: ATP binding; ATP hydrolysis activity. The record is from RefSeq and is a predicted model, not a curated record. Lineage: Eukaryota; Fungi; Basidiomycota; Agaricomycetes; Gloeophyllales; Gloeophyllaceae. The transcript is spliced from 7 exons. Bases 1 to 867 code for a protein of 288 amino acids.